AUGGUAGACUCUAGCCCGCCUUCUGUUACUCUCCGCCAGGGACAUGUCAUUGGGACCCGAAAGGAGGAGACAACCCCGCAGCCCGUGGACGCGUUCCUGGGCGUUCCGUAUGCCCUACCCCCCAUGGGAGAAAGACGCUUCAAGCCCGCAGAAAAGGUCAAUGCCUCUCGCGAUACCAUCGAUGCGUCGAAGUUUGGUCCCGCAGCACCAGGAAAGCCAUUGCUGGCCAAUGGUCCAAAACUAGAGCAAAGCGAAGAUUGUCUAACUGCCAAUAUCUUUCGGCCUGCUGGGACUACUGAUUCGGAUAAGCUGCCGGUUGCAAUUUAUGUGCAUGGCGGUGCUUUCAAUCGUGGGGCGGCGUCGAUGCACAAUACUGCGUCUAUGGUCGCUUGGUCCGAGUCUCCAUUCAUUGGCGUCAGUUUCGGAUACCGCAUCGGAGCAUUGGGAUUCUUGCCAUCCACCCUCUCCAAGAAGGAAGGUAUACUGAACCUUGGGCUGCGUGAUCAAGUGCUUUUGUUCGAAUGGGUGCAGGAGAACAUUGGCAAGUUUGGAGGUGAUGCUGGGAAUGUCACACUGUUCGGUCUAUCAGCAGGAGCCCACUCGAUUGGCCAUCAUAUAUUGAAUUACAAUGAUCAUUCCCCACCUCUGUUCCAUCGCGCCAUCAUAGAAUCCGGCUCGGCAACAUCUCGCGCCGUCCGUCCCUACAAUGCGACAGUUCACGAGAGCCAAUUUCAAGAUUUCCUUAGAGCAGCUGGUUGCCCAUCUAACCUUCCCGAAGACGAAAUCUUCCCCUUCCUUCGCUCCCUCCCGAGUUCAACCGUCACCGACGCGCAAACAAAAGUAUUCGAUAAGUACAACCCUUCGCUCCGGUGGGCCUUCCAGCCAGUAAUCGACGACGACCUCAUCGCCCGAAAGCCACUGGACGCAUGGAACUCGAAGCUAUGGAACAAAGUCCCAAUUAUGACGGGAUACAACAGUAACGAGGGAACGUAUUACGUCGACAAAAAAAUGUCCAACCCAGCCCAAUUUCGUAAUUUCUGGAAGAACCUCCUACCAGAACUCUCUUCUACCGAUCUGGACACAAUCGAUCGUCUCUACCCUGACCCCAGCUGUGAUCCCAGUUCGCCGUAUGUGGAAACUAGGACUGGAUAUGGUCUCGGACCACAAUAUAAACGAAUCGAGGCUGCGUAUGGACACUAUGCAUACGUUGCACCUGUUCGCCAAACGGCGCAGUUUGCCUCGUCCCAGGGCAUGCCGGUUUACCUAUACAAUUGGGCAUUUCCCAAGACCGUUGUUGGUCGGGCAAACCAUGGGGAGAAUAUGGCCUAUGAGACCUUUGAUAGUGCCAUCACAGGGAUAUCAGAGUCGCAGAAAGAGCUAUCGGGUACCCUCCAUGCGUAUGUGACUAGCUUUAUUACGAAGGGCGAUCCGAAUGCUAUCUCGGGUCGUUAUGGGAGCCGGCCAGAGUGGAAGACUUAUGAUCCGAGUGAUGCACAUGUCUUGAUUUUCGGGCAGGGAAAUGAGGAGCUUAUCGGGGGCGAUACUGCCCCUGCUGCUAAGUUUGUGAAGGAUGAAUGGGCGAGAGAAGAAACGGAGUUUUGGUGGUCGAAGGUUCCGAUCUCUCAGCUUGCUUGA
Messenger RNA from Penicillium longicatenatum, 1635 nucleotides. Its product is annotated as putative extracellular lipase. The record is from RefSeq and is a predicted model, not a curated record. The transcript has 2 exons. Bases 1 to 1635 code for a protein of 544 amino acids. NCBI's taxonomy places the organism in Eukaryota, Fungi, Ascomycota, Eurotiomycetes, Eurotiales, Aspergillaceae.